AUGAUGGAGCCUUCGACCAAGCCGACCCACCCUCCCAAGGACGACCCGAUCUCGGUCGAGGAUCUGAAGCAGUACGACGGCACCGACGAGUCCAAGCCCGUCUACGUCGCUGUCAAGGGCACAGUGUUCGACGUAUCUCCCAAGCGCGAGAUGUACGCACCUGGUAAGGGCUACAACGUCUUUGCGGGCAAGGAUGGCUCGCGCGGACUCGGCAUGUCGUCACUCAAGCCCGAGGAUGCGGUGCCAGACUACAGCACGCUCGACGACAAGCAGCUCAAGGUGCUCGAUGACUGGCACUCGUACUACACUAAGCGCUACAACAUUGUAGGCAAGGUCGCACAGUAA
This is a messenger RNA of Moesziomyces aphidis, 345 nucleotides long. Lineage: Eukaryota; Fungi; Basidiomycota; Ustilaginomycetes; Ustilaginales; Ustilaginaceae. The record is from the annotation of a GenBank genome assembly.